CUCGUUUUCAUGCCGCCCAUUUCGCUGGGACAACUCCAUCGAAACACUCGAUAGCAACCAUCGUCUUGGUGCAAAUCGGAAGAGUUGCAUCUUAUCAACGGCAUCGGAAAGGCUGCUCUCGUCGGUUUGCCUGCUGCAAGUCUCUGGCGAACAGCGACACCACCACCUGCCAAUGAAGGGCUUGCCGGGGGCCGCCCACCCGACCGCCAAGGCCUUCUUCGAUGCCCUGGAUCGAUACAACCAGGAGCGGCACGAGCCGGGAGCCGGAGCGGGGCACGAGGAAGCCGGCGGGCCGGGGCCCUCCGUGAGCGAAUCGCUGAGACGGAAAACGCAGCAGCUGGGCUGGCGGAACCGGCACUCGCAGAACGAGCACUACCCGAUCACCGUGCUGCAGCGAACGCCAACGCCGGGGCAAACCAAAACCAAAAACGGCGGGAACGACGACCGCGGCGGUGCCGACCGAAACCAGAACCGGGACAAAGACGGCGAACCUCAAUCCCAACCCCUGCAUCGGCUCCGAUCCCGGAGCUUUUCGGUGCGGCAGGUCCAGAGGGGAGAAGUCGAGGGAACCUACGGAACCGGGGCGACGGUGUGGCCCGCGGCGCUGGUCCUGGUCAAGUACCUCGAGCGCGUGGCCAACGACGGCGGCGGCGACACCGCCCUCCCCGACCCCUGCGACGUGCGCGGAAAGCACGUCCUGGACCUCGGAGCCGGGACGGGCGUGACGAGCAUCGCGGCCGCGCUCCUGGGAGCGGCCUCGGUGGUCUGCACCGACGGAGAGGAAUCGGUGGUCCGGCUGGCCAGGGACAACGUCCGGGCGGCGGGCCGCGAACUGGCGCGGUCCGCCACGGGGAGGGACAGCGGCGAGAACG
Molecule: messenger RNA, 872 nt
Organism: Pseudo-nitzschia multistriata
Lineage: Eukaryota; Bacillariophyta; Bacillariophyceae; Bacillariales; Bacillariaceae
Source: the annotation of a GenBank genome assembly